Cynoglossus semilaevis (tongue sole) is the source of this 2178-nucleotide messenger RNA. RefSeq names its product collagen and calcium-binding EGF domain-containing protein 1. The record is from RefSeq and is a predicted model, not a curated record. Lineage: Eukaryota; Metazoa; Chordata; Actinopteri; Pleuronectiformes; Cynoglossidae. Gene Ontology annotation, molecular function: calcium ion binding. The transcript has 13 exons. The coding region runs from base 142 to 1302 and encodes 386 amino acids.
AUUGCUCGGAAUUCCCGCCCCUGCUUCCGGUUUCUCUGUCAGGAACUCGCCAUGCUGUUCUGUCAUGAAACGUCACAUGAAGUUCGACUUCCGUCUCUUCUACUGCUGGACUGAUCGCGUUUCCGGCUGCGCAGUGGGGACAUGGAUCAGCUUUAUGGAGCGACUCUUUUACCGUUUGGCGCCCUGUGCCUGGUGUUCCUGUGGGAGUCCGCUGCCAGCUCCAUCAGGACUCUGUUCUGUUUGUCUUUUCUCAGAACGGAGUGUCCAGAGAGUAAAAUCCUGACCGUGGAGUAUCCCUGCGUCAGAGCUGGAGGCAAGAACAGCACAUGUUUCAGGAGGAAAUGCUGUGAAGGUUUCAGGUUUGUGAUGGGCCAGUGCAUCCCUGAAAGUGUGGACGUGUGCGCUGAGUCGCCCUGUGAGCAGCAGUGCACGGACAACUUUGGACGCGUGGUCUGCACCUGUUACCCUGGAUACAGGUUUGACAGAGAGAGACAUCGCAGCAACAAAUCUCCCUACUGUCUGGAUGUCAAUGAGUGUGAGCAGCCUGGCAGCAGUGUGUGUGACCACGAGUGUGUCAACACAAUGGGAAGCUUCCAGUGUCGCUGUCGCAGCGGCUACGUGCUGGCGCCGGACCAUCACUCCUGCAUCUCUGUGCACAACCUGAGUACAUCUGGGAAAUCCGACACCUUGAUGAGCGCUGGCACUUGCUCCUUCACGUGUCAGGAUUUUAUGAACAUGAAGAACAGCUUGUUACAACUUAAACUCAAGCUGGGCAACGCACAGUCACCGAACCUGGUGUCUGGUUUGGCGAACAGCAGUGAUAAACCGUCUCUGGGGAGGGCAGGAAAAGGUUCUGACAGCCCAUGUCCACCUGGUCUGCCUGGGCCACCAGGAGCUCCAGGAGUCCCUGGACACCCAGGAGAACCUGGAAAAAAAGGUGAUCCAGGAGAGAGGGGUCUGCCAGGUCCCAGGGGUGACAUGGGACCCAUGGGUCCAGAACCGGACCUUAAACAUAUUAAAAGAGGCCGCAGGGGUCCAGUGGGACCACCUGGAGCUGCAGGACGAGAUGGACUAAAGGGGGAGAGAGGAGCUCCAGGUUCCAGGGGUCCACCUGGCCCCCCCGGCUCCUUCGACUUCCUUCUGCUGAUGAUGGCGGACAUCCGUAAUGACAUCAUCGAGCUGCAGGAGAAGGUGUUUGGGGAGCGGCGGGGUCUCUCCCUGGACAGUCCCCCUCAGUCCAGUGGGGAGGUGGAUUUCACAGAGUGGGGCUCUGGACAGGGGGGUCUAAUGGUGGACACCUGACGUCCGAAUCUCUGACCGUGUCCACUGAGGCUCAGGUCCAGUCGCAGUCUUCACAGGUGAUGGACGUUGGAGGUGACGUGUAAAUAAAACUUCACAACUAAAGCUGGGAGGAAACAGGACCACGAGAUGUUUCUAUAAAAAACAAAAACAAAAACCAAACUGAAAACAAACAAACGUUUUUUUGCCGUCUUCACUCUGUUCAUACGCUGUGCUGUGAGUCAAGGUGAUGUGCGUGCGGGACGCUGAGAAGAGGAGACACAGUGUGAGCCUUGGUGUCUCCGAGCUGUGCCUCUGAGCUGAACCACUUCAAACGGUGAACUUUAUCGUCUUCAUCUCUUCCUGUUCCCCCGUCUGGAGACGCUGACAGUUUGCCUGCAGGGCAUCGGCACAAAACCCAGGAGCUGCACUUUGAGCCUCCCCUGCACCUGACUGUGGCGUCCGGGCCUCCAGUCUGAGCCGCUCUGUUCUCUCAGGCAGAAACUGUGGAAACUCCUACGUGGGAUUCACACGUACAGACAACCCUCCAAAAUCCAGUUGACGUGUGGGACAAAAACAGACGAGAACGAUGACAUGUUCAACACUUCCUCUUCAAGACUCACCAAAAAAUAGUUACUGCAGCAGCGCAGUUGUCGAAAUAUAAUUCUCACAUCUUAUAUCUGUGAGAAGGAAAAAAAACCCUGAUUUAUAAUCCAUUCAUAACCAGACAGUUGGCUGCAGAUGCUGUAUAUUCUUCCCUACAGGAAAUGGUUGAGCAGAAACAAUGGUACAUUCUGUUUCAUGUUGCACAGACACGAGGAAGGAAAGGAUUUUUAUGAUAUUUUAUUCACUGUGCCAAAAAAAAAAAAAAAAAACAACCCACAAAUAAAUGUUUUUCUA